GUGGGGCGUUUGUUUCACAGGAACUGCACACUCAGCACCCAGGAGGCAGCGGAUGGAUCCAAUAAAAACGCAGUAGGACUUCCCGACGCGCAAUUUCUUAUGCUCAGGAAGAACCGAGUGAACUGCGAGUGUCGUGUGUGUUGUUCAGGCUUUUGCAAGGAUAAAAAAAACUUUCUCGCACAACUCUGUAGAACAUAUCAGAUAAUGUAACUGUUGCGUUCUGAAUCAUUUCCCCCAAGUCAGCAAAAGCAGCGCGUAAUUUGGCACACUUUUACGCUCUUUGUCCGCUUCGUCGCCUGCGUAAUUACGCAUCACAAGGACCUCGAUCGUUGUCAGGGCCACACUGCAAAAAAAAACGCGUCCACCUCAACUCAUCGUUUUCUGCAUUCACAUCCGCUCCGUAAAUGUGCUGCUGCUGUGCGUAAAGCUGCGUUUCCAGUAAAUAGGCGGGUUCCCACUUUGAUGGCACAGUUUAAUCCACUUUCUUGGACUGUAAAACUCCCCCUUUUCAAAAUCUCGGUGUGGUAAUUUCUUGCAGCGUUCGCAGAAGAGGACCCACGUCAUUCUGUGAGACAACUCCCCCUUUUUUUCUUCCUCUCCUGCGCCUGGCUGGAGCUCAACAUCCUCCCGUUUUUGGAACGACUGGAUAAAAGGAGUUUGGAGCAGGAGCGCUAGCAUGAUGACCGGGUUCAGGCUCAACUUGUCGCCGCUGAAGGAGCCGCUGGGCUUCGUCAAACUGGUGGAGUGGCUCACGGCCAUAUUUGCUUUUGGAAGCUGCGGCGGCUUCUCGGGGAAGAACAUCGUGUCCCUGUUCUGCGGCGACGGCAGCAACGAAACGCUCACGGCCAACUUCCACUACCCGUUCAGGUUGAGCCAGUUCCCGCUCGUUGAGGGAAACAGCACCAUUUGCAACCGCUCCGUCACGACCACACACUUGGUCGGGGACUCCGCGUCCUCGGCGGAGUUCUUCGUGGGCAUCGCCACCGUCUGUUUCCUGUACAGCAUGGUGGCCCUGCUGGUUUAUUUAGGCUACAUGCACGUCUACAAGGACUCUGACUUUGGACCCAUUUUUGACUUUGUUGUCACCGCGGUUCUCGUCUUCCUGUGGCUGGUGUGCUCCUCCGCCUGGGCCAAGGGCCUGCAGAACGUGAAGGACGCCACGGACACGGACGGCGUCAGCGCCACGCUGGCGCUCUGCAGGGGCAGCAACAUAACCUGCGAGGUCACAGACUUCGCCAACCUGAGAACCCUCAACAUCUCUGUGGUGUUCGGUUACCUCAACAUGUUCGUGUGGGCAGGGAACGCCUGGUUCGUGUACAAGGAGACUCGCUGGCACUCUCAGAAAUUCUCUUCCCAGUCCGGACCAGGAAGGCAACAGGUCCCUGCUCCCAUCUAACGCACAGUACACGUACAGCGACGCACAACACACAAAUACCAACACACAAAGACACAACAAUUGACACACACCAGUCACACACAUUCGGACAUACAUGUGCUAUACACGUAUAGACAAAUGUGCACGCAGACAUAAAUACACUUACACACAUGCAUAACAUUUUCUGUGAAUAUGAUAUAGACAGACAAAGGAUUUGGAAGAUAAAGGUGCUACAUGUAAUUAUUGUAGUUUAAAACAUUUAGAAAAUAAAGAAAAUUAUCAACUCAUUUUCAAGAAAUAAGACGUCCAAGUUCUGUAUUCGAGGGACGUCCACUGGUUAGCAUGCUAACUAGACAGUCACCGCCAGAUAGGAAAGAUAGCAUCGUACCAGUGGCUUCAAAUCGUUCUAGGGAGGGGGGGGGGUAAUCCUAUGUAAGUCUCUUCCAAGACAACAAUAACAAUGGUCCAUAUUCCCGUAGAUCAUCAUCACAAGCAAUUAGUAAACAUGAAAUACAAAGGAUCUAUAUUUUAAUAUAGCGCCACCUUAAGGGCAAGAAACCACAUUCUGCCUUAAAGAAAAAAAAUGAUAUGAGAUUGAAGUUGUUGGCAAAUCAAGGAAGGAAGUUUGGUGCUGGACUUUUCUUCUAGACUGUUUAGUGAAUAGCUAUGCAGCCAUAGUAAACACUUACAUACAGCACCUGUAAUGUCUUCACAUGUGCCUUUAUUUGUACCACAUACUAUAGAUAUAAUAAUGCAAAUAGUGAAAACGUGCCUUGUUCCAACUAUUCCGAGGCGGUUUCUCAUGCUUUAGGAAGCAACACAUGCUCAGACGAUGAUCUAUAGCAUUGUUGUUGCUCGUCUUUAUGAAGUGAGGGUUUCUUCCAUCUCUGGUUAUUAUACUUGACUACAUGCUGUUUAAUGUAAGGUACUUUAAACUCUAAUGUCAUCGCCACAAUAAGGACAAUGUGAUGAAGGUUUUCAGGGUAACACAGAGGCUGGUAAUAUUCAAAUCCUUAUUACCUUUCAACCAUUUCAGAUCAUUGAAAUUCACAAAUAUUUCAUAAAUUAAAGGCUGUGAAAUUUAGUCAUACACUCGCCUUGGUGUUAAAUCCUGUUGUUUUGCACUUGUUCUAUAUUUUUAGAUACCAAAGCACUUGUGUAUGCAGAGAGUGACUCACUCAUGUUCAUUCAUUCUUUGCUUUUCAUUAAUUGGAGUCCUGUUUGCCACAGCGGUGGUUAUCAGGCAUGGAAAGACUAAACUAGGAUUAUUGUCUCUAGUACAUUGAUCUGGUGAAUGUAUAAAAGCUUUUAUUCUGAAAUGCUGUUCCUCUGUAAGGUAAAUCAAUACGUUCAAGCAGACUUGUUACAUUUUUAAGCUUUAAGAUGCAUGAAUUGUCCUCCAGUCCAAAUAUUAUGAACAUUUAGUGUUUUUCUUUUCACGACAUGCUUACGCACUCGAAUGCUGUUUAAAAUGCUUUUAUAUCGUCCUCGGAAAGCACAGGGAGAGUGUUAUGUCAUUAGGAAAUUUUGACUGAGAGUUAUUUAGUUCACAUGCCACUGUGUAUAUGUGCAAAGUUAGACAAUUGAAAAAAUCCUGUGAUGGUUUUGUUGUAUUAAGAGUGCACCUCGAUGUCGGUUGCCAUCCGCCAAAAAAAACAAAGAAGUUUGUUAAUUUGUUUCUUCUAUGUUGAAAUUUGUCGUGACUUCAUCAUGCAUUUUUACUCUAAUUUCAUCCGUCUCUUCUUUCCUUUUUUCCAAAGUAACAUUCUCUUUUUGUGUUGAUGUUAAAUCGAUCACGUCUUCUUCUUUUUUUUAUUGUCUAGUUUCUUUAAAUCUGUCAGGAGACACGAACAGUGAGCUUGUGUUUCCAUUUUUUACACCUUUAUUUUUCCUACUCAGUGUACGUAGAUGGUUAGAAUGAGCCGUUUAUAUUUUAUUUUUGAUCUGUUUCCUGUGUAGUGAAACUGUACGUUGGACGGUGUCGCUGAUUCUCUGAAGGACAAACGAAAAUGUAUCAGUGUGUAACUGUGUGUGUGUGUGUGUGUGUGUGUGUGGUGUACUGGUUAUGCUGCUGCACUUUUGUAAUCAUCACUCAACACACUCUUAGCUUUGUCAAUGAUUCCAAUGACUUUAAAGGAGACCUCUUGUGCUCGUCAUGCUCUCAAACUGGGGGCACCGGGAGUGUUUUGAUUUUCCGGCAGUACCAAAACACCAACUGUAACUCAGUACAAAUGCUGCCCGCUCUUCCUCCCUCCUCUCGGCCCAGGGCCCCCUCUGCUGUGGACUGGGGAUCUGGAGCCGUGCACUUCGUUUACAAUCACUUAAAAAACAAUGCAACCCACUAGAGGACUGGGAAAGACUGAGAAAGCAUAAUAGGUCUCCUUUAAACUGCCUUAUCCAAGAGAGACACAUACACUCUGUGACAUGACCAAUUUCAAUGUACAUUUGUCUUUUUCAAUAAAAAAGUAUGAUUUUUUUCAUAAA
Pleuronectes platessa (European plaice) is the source of this 3859-nucleotide messenger RNA. It is a transcript of the gene sypl1, whose product is annotated as synaptophysin-like 1. Bases 677 to 1396 code for a protein of 239 amino acids. NCBI's taxonomy places the organism in Eukaryota, Metazoa, Chordata, Actinopteri, Pleuronectiformes, Pleuronectidae. The record is from RefSeq and is a predicted model, not a curated record. The transcript is spliced from 5 exons. Gene Ontology annotation, cellular component: synaptic vesicle membrane; synaptic vesicle.